Messenger RNA from Alternaria ventricosa, 945 nucleotides. RefSeq lists its product as uncharacterized. Gene Ontology annotation, molecular function: methyltransferase activity. The transcript is spliced from 4 exons. Lineage: Eukaryota; Fungi; Ascomycota; Dothideomycetes; Pleosporales; Pleosporaceae. Bases 1 to 945 code for a protein of 314 amino acids. The record is from RefSeq and is a predicted model, not a curated record.
AUGAGCGAAGAUACAGAAACAGUUAGCGUCCAGGGCCGAGAGUUCCAAAGAACAUCCCUCGACGAGGGUGUUUACUACGCCCCAGUGGCCUUCGACGACCGCGAAGAGAGCAGACUAACAGCUCAACACGAAAUCGUGUCCCGUAUCUUCGGCGAUGGACUCUUCUCCCCUCGGAUACCGGUGGGAGAGCCCGAGGCAAUAUUGGAGUGCGGCUACGGUGGUGGAGACUGGGCUGUCCAAUGCGCAGAUGAAUUUGAAGAUUGCGAGGUAACUGCUCUUGACAUCUUCCCUAUGCAGAUGGACCGACCCGAGAACCUAGACCUGGUCGCUCACAAUCUCAACGAUCCUCUUCGUGAUCCCGACAUAUUCAAGGCGAACCACUACGAUCUCAUCCACUCGCGGUUCGUGUUCCCAGGCAUCAAGAGCGGGAGAUGGAAUGGAUACAUCAGAGAUAUGAGGUUGUUGCUACGGCCGGGGGGUUGGGUGCAGAUAAUGGAAUAUCUCCCCAUUAUCCAAUCACACAAUGGACGUCUCACGGACGAAAAUGCUGUGCGAAGAUGGUGGCAGGAAUACCAGGGCGCCAUGGGGGACAUGGAUCGGGACCCGCGGAUAGGUCGUCGGUUGAAGCGGCUGUUGCUCGACAACAGAUAUCGAGACGUCGACGUCGACAUAGUGCAGCUGCAUAUAGGUGACUGGUCGAAAAAUGAGACCCAAGCUAGCAUCGGUAGAGAUUCUGUUGAGGUACGUAUGCGUCCCGGCCAUAGAAGGUGGAUAUGCGCUGACUACGCGUCAUCCGUCCAGAUGAUUGGUGACCUCCUUGAGUCACUUGGGCUGUGGCCAUUCACGUCGAAGCUGGGCUGGGCAGCUGCGCAGUUUGAAGACCUCAUGCGAGAAGUUCGUGCAGAGCUCCAGAAUGUGGACUUGAACCUAUACAUUGAGCUGUAA